AACCUUAUUAUUGUUAAUAACCACAAUACUACACAACCUUGGCCUUUCUCAUUGUUUUUUUUUGUGCCUUAGCUUUUCUUAUCAUAUGUUUUUCAUUUUGUUAAAACCUCUUUCUCCCCCCAUUAACAUUUCUCCUUGUCAAGAGGAGAAAACAAAGUUAUUUUUUCCUUCAUGGGUUUGAUAUCAAACAACGUCUUAAAUUAUCAUUUGCAAUUGUGCAUGAUCAAUUUCAAAGAUUGCAAAAGUUUUGGAUAAUAAUAUAAAAAUCAGUGUGUUGAAAUUAAUGAGUUCCUCAAACGUUACAUAUUCAAUUUUCACAAACCGUGACAAAACAUCAACGCAGGUGUGUUAUAAUAAGACAACAACACACGGUUCCACGCUUUGGCGUCAAAAUUCUUUAGAACAAACACUACCUUCAUUUGUUCUUCAAUUAGCUCUUAUCUUAUCACUCAAUCGUAUUUUCCUCUUUCUCUCUGAAUUUUGCAAUGUACCUCGUAUUGUUCCCAACAUUUUUACUGGUUUUUUAUUAGGUCCAUCUGUUUUGGGAAAAUGGAAAUAUUUCUACCAAAGUGUAUUCCCAUUCAACAGUUUGUUACCAUUAGAGACAGUGGGAGCAUUGACACUUGUUUACUAUGUGUUCUUGGUUGGCUUAGAAGUGGAUUUGAAAGGAAUUAAAAGAUGUUACUUCAAUAAGAAGGCAAUGAUUGUUACAUUUACUGGUAUAUUCUUCACAUUACCAAUUGGUAUGUUGUUAUAUUACCUUCUUGUAACUGACAUGGGUCACAAAAAAUUGUCACCUCUGGAGACUGAUAAACACAUGAGUGGUGCAUUAAUUUGGGGAAUGACUCUUUCAUGUAGCAGUGAGUUUACUGAAAUUGUUAAAAUCCUUUCAGAUUUGAAGCUUUUGUUAACAGAUAAUGGACAAUUAGCAAUAACUUCUAUUUUGAUUAAUGACUUGUUCUCUUGGACAUUAUUUAUGUUGGGUCUAACACAACUCAUUUAUGCUUCUUUUGUGUCGAUACUCAUCAUCGUCGUACUUGUGUUGGUAUAUGUUUAUGUGAUUCAUCCUUUUGCUAAGUGGCUUGUUAAGAAAUUUUCAAAAGCUGAUCGCGAGUUUAGGGUGACGCAAGUGGUGUUUCUUCUUCAUGUGGUUUUGGUCAUUGGAUUAAUCACUGAUGGGUUAGGUUCACAUUCGAUAACCGGUGCUUUCUUUUUAGGAGUUGUUAUUCCAAAGGGUGCGCUUAAUAAUGCGGUUCAAGAUAAGGUUUAUGAUUUUGUGUCUGCAUUCAUGAUGCCUCUAUUUUUUCUCAUGGUUGGGGAGAGAACUAAUAUUCAAGAUUUGGCUUUGAACACACGUUGGUUAACCGUUGUGAUUGUUAUUAUGUUGGCUUUAUUGGUAAAAAUGGUGUUCGUAUUUGCGGUUUCUAGGAUGUAUCGGAUGCCACUCAUGGAAGGAUUAUCCCUUGCACUUCUCAUGAAUACUAAAGGGACAAUGCCGUUAAUCAUUCUGUACUCUGCCAUAGAUAGACUAGAACUAGGGAGCCAAGCCUUUGUGGUGAUGUUGUUGGCGUGUUGGUUAAUGACAGCUAUUGCUGGUCCUGUCUUAUAUAUCAUCACAAAAACCACAAGCAAACAUAUUGGAAGUAAAAGGAAGCAUAUCCAAGACACGCGACCAGACUCACCACUUAGAGUGUUGGCUUGUGUCCACUCAAAACACGACGCCAAUGCCAUCAUCGACCUUCUCAAAGCAUCCAGUCCAUCAGUUAGGUCUCCAAUUCAGGUGUUGGCAGUGGAGUUGAUCGAGAUGACAGAUAGACCAAAUUCAUCACUGGUCAUAAGAGACGCUCGGAAGCCAUCAUUUAGAGCCCAUUCAUGCCGGGUGGAUAGUGUACAGAAAAACAACGGAGACAAACUUGGAAGCUUUGACAACCUCAGCCAAGCUAUAUUUGCUGACAAACUCAGAAUUAUCUCUGAUUACAACACCAUGCACAAAGACAUCAUAAACCUUUGCGCACGCAGAAACGUAAACCUCAUUGUAACCACUCUCCACAGACAACCUACCUAUGACGGAUUAGGCGCAGGCACCGCGACUGCUAGAGCCGUCAACAUAAUCAACAGAGACCACGCAAGCAAGGAUGAGAAGAGACUAGUGGUUGAGAAUCUAGAAAAAGAAGCACCAUGCUGUUUAGCAAUUUUCGUUGACCGUGAGUUCGGUGGUGAGAAUCGUUCUAAACAGAUGAGAAUAGCUAUGCUCUACCUUGGUGGUGCUGAUGACCGCGAAGCACUUUCUUAUGCUUGGAGAAUGAGUAGAAACAUGGAGGUUAAGUUAACAGUGGUGAGGCUUGUUUGGGACAGUCCUGAUGAUGAGUUUGAUGAAUUGGACAGAGAGUAUUUGAGAGCUUUUGUGUAUCAAACAAACGAUACACCAACGGUGAGGUAUUUGGAAAAAGUGGUGAAAGAUGAGAAGGAAACUGUGAGGCUUUUAAAUAGGAUAGGGAAUAAAGGAUUCGAUUUGUAUAUCAUCGGGAGAGGACAUGGGAGGAAAAUGCCGUUGGCGCAAACGUUGGAUCCUGUUUUGGAUGAGCCUGUUUUUGGUCCUCUUGGUGAUACUUUGACAGAUUUGAAUUCUGCUGCUAAGACAUCUAUUUUGAUAUUUCAAAAACAAGCUGAAAGUAAUGAUUCGAAGAAACAUGAGUACAAUGCUUCUGCGACGUCUUUGCAGUUUCUUGAUAGUGUUAUGGAUCAACAGCAACAGGUGUAUACUCCAGCAGUGUCAUUUGGUCCCAAUUUUCGGUGAAUGAUGAAAAUCUGUGUAAAUUGGCACAUGACUAGUACUAAGAAACUGACUUGUACAUAUUUCUUGUUUCUUUGAAGAAUUCUCUAUUAGGUAGAGUAUAGAGAGUGAAGUUAUAAGCUUGAAUUUUGAGAUAUCAAGUAGUCUAUAUUUUUUUCUUCCACGAGAGAGUAUCGACAAUUUAUGUUCUUUUCGAUCGAUAUAUCAUAAGUGUGAA
This is a messenger RNA of Trifolium pratense (red clover), 3011 nucleotides long. RefSeq names its product cation/H(+) antiporter 15-like. The record is from RefSeq and is a predicted model, not a curated record. Bases 284 to 2797 code for a protein of 837 amino acids. Gene Ontology annotation, cellular component: membrane; endomembrane system. The transcript is spliced from 4 exons. Gene Ontology annotation, molecular function: antiporter activity. Gene Ontology annotation, biological process: regulation of pH; proton transmembrane transport. Lineage: Eukaryota; Viridiplantae; Streptophyta; Magnoliopsida; Fabales; Fabaceae.